Daphnia pulex (common water flea) is the source of this 1113-nucleotide messenger RNA. RefSeq lists its product as uncharacterized. The record is from RefSeq and is a predicted model, not a curated record. Lineage: Eukaryota; Metazoa; Arthropoda; Branchiopoda; Diplostraca; Daphniidae. The transcript has 3 exons. Bases 38 to 925 code for a protein of 295 amino acids. Gene Ontology annotation, molecular function: protein binding.
UCGUCGAGAUUUUGCCGUGGUCAGAGAGUAUAGUAGAAUGGGUAACUUUUCGGGUUUAACAGUUAUUCAGUUAUGCUGCCUUCUUUUGGCUUGCUACACUUGCUCAGCGGCUGGAUUUAGUUUAGGAAACGAAUAUUUCCGUUUAUUGGGGAACAAUUUUAAAAACGAAGAAUCCUCCAAGAAUGAGGUCGCGAAUUUGGAGUUGAAAGUGGAUCGACUAGAGGCUAAAGUUGAACAACAAGAAUCGCAAAUCGCUAGCCUGAUUAGUAAAGAAACGGAGAUGGAGAAACAACGGAAUUUAGAAAAGGCAAAGAUUGAGGGAAUGCCCAAGUCGUGUGAAGAUUUAUGGAAAAUAGGACACACCCUGAACGGAAUUUCCGCUGUUAAGGGAAAUAAGAGCAUCGAAAUUGUAUACUGUGAUUUCACUAAACAGCCCAACGAAGACGGUUUUCAGAAAUGGAUCGGAUACGCCGACAUUAAAUCAGCGCCCGUCCAUUUCUACGUCCAAAGAAAUCAUUCAUUCACAUCGACAAAAACUCCGAUUUCUUAUCAUUUGGCGCGAAUAAACGAAGGAAACGCCAUGAAUUUGUCAUCGGGGAAAUUCACGGCACCGCGACCUGGAACUUAUUUCUUCUCGUUCACGGGACUGGCGAGCUAUCCAUCUAGUGAGGGAACGAAUUAUGUAGAUGUGACUUUUAAAUUUAAUGGCGACGCCGUCGGAAAGGCUUGGGUUCACGAGGCAGACGUCACAUAUUAUGAUGAUAAUCCGAUGUCACUGCAAUUGACAUUAAACUUGAAACAAAAUGACGAAAUCUGGUUGGAAAUUGGUUCCAAAUCGGAUCGUGCGAUGCUGUUUGACGACAGGCGCCAUUUCACCCAUUUCACGGGUUUCCUGUUGGAUGAGGAAAUCGUCGCCUCCCUUUGAGUCAUCCGGAAUGCGAAAAAUGAAAAUCGACUGAGAACUGACACGGAAAUUAAUUUUUUUAUUGGGUUUUAUAACUUGGAGGAAUGAAAGACUAAUUUCAUUCUCGUUCAUUAUGGGGUAGGAAUUUCUUUGUAAUAUUUUUAAUGUACGCAUAUUAGAUGCACUAAAUACAUUUUCCUUAUAAUCAA